Ostertagia ostertagi is the source of this 498-nucleotide messenger RNA. The record is from the annotation of a GenBank genome assembly. Lineage: Eukaryota; Metazoa; Nematoda; Chromadorea; Rhabditida; Trichostrongylidae.
ACAGUUGAUGACUUCCAUCCGUUUCAGUCUUCUCCUGCUGAGGCAAAAGCGGCUACGAAAACUGCCAUCGAGACUGGAUAUCGUCUGAUUGAUACGGCUGCUUGUUAUGGCAAUGAAGAAGCUAUUGGAGAAGCAAUUAAGGAAUUGAUUCAAGCCGGAAAAGUCAAACGUGAAGAGCUCUUCAUCACCACAAAGCUAUGGGCCACACAUUUUCACCCGGAUGACGUUGAAGGUGCUACUCGCGAAUCGCUUCGUCGGCUUCAACUGGACUACAUCGACCUUUACCUCGCACAUGCACCAGCGUGCUUUAACCAUGACAUGACAGCGCAAAAUCAUGCGGUGACCGUAAAAGAUAUAUGGCGCGGAUUGGAAGGUGUGUACAAUAAGGGGUUGGUUAAAGCUAUCGGCGUCUCUAAUUGGAGUGGCGAGCAAAUUGAACGCGUGAUGGAGUCAGCAACGGUACCAAUUCAUAAUUGCCAGGGUACAGCUAUUCUUUGA